AUGGCGAACCGUAUGCAUGCAACGCCCAUGGACUUCCAGUACGAGAAUGGCACUGGACCUCUAGACGAACGAUCACCCUUUGCACAAGUAGGCCGCAACUCCCAGCGCAACAACGGCGGCAGCAUCAACGACAGGAAGCGCAGCUACGCAGUAUUUGGAUCACCUAACAAGUCGGUCUUUCCCAGCCUUCGCGAACCCGCUUCUCAGCCACAUUUCUUUUCGUCGCCUAAACCUCUGCCUGCUCUGCCGCCAUCUAUGAGAAACAACCCUUUGUUCUCUACUCCGAGGAAACUGGACGUUGACGACUUUGCUUCUUCUGGCGGCGAGACACCCAAAUCACCUGAGCGCAACGACGUCGACAGUGACGCUACCCCCGAUAUGAGUUUAAGGUCAAAGUUCUCCAGUCUGGACACCAUGAGCAAGCCAGUAUUCACUGCUGGUAGCAAGAAAGAGAAGGAGAGGGAGUCUCCAUCACGCCGUCAGAGCUGGUGGAAGGGUAUCAAGGACAGUAUGGCUUCUUCACCACGUUCAAAAGACGACUAUGCACAUGGAGCCGAACGCAAGAUCAUGAGGAAAAGGAGCAAGGAACAAAAAGCCUUGGUUGCCCGAAGAGACAGCGUCUCGGACUCUGAGACAGAACAAAGGCCAAUCCAAGUCACAAAAUCACGCAAGGUCAGCGGCAAGCAGGAUAAGAGCCUGGACAUAGCCGCACCACCUCAAGAUCUUCGACAACAACAACAGCCACCAUUACAACAGCAGGAGCAACAGCAGACUCCACCUAGCAAACACUGGACUGUGACUCUGUUCGAAUUCAUCACCGCACAUCCAACACUACCCCACGUUCUCUCCUUCUACGCCCAACUGCUUCUCAACAUGUUCCUCAUCGGCAGCAUAAUGUACAUCCUUUACAGUUUCUGGGCCACCAUCCGCGGCGACGUGGACAAAAAGACGAGCAUCGCUGUUGCUGAAGUGCUAUCUCAAAUGGCAGCUUGCGCGAGAGAUUACAACAACAACCACUGCGAUCCAGCGAUUCGCCCUCCUAUCUUGGAAAAUGCAUGCAACAAUUGGGAGCAGUGCAUGAACCAAAACCCGCAUAAUGUUGGUCGUGCGAGAAUCAGUGCGCAUGCGUUUGCCGAGAUCUUUAAUAGUUUCAUCGAACCCAUUUCCUACAAAGCUAUGAUCUUCACAGUCCUGCUCAUCUUCGUCACCAUUGCCGGCUCCAACUUUGCAUUCAGCGUCUUCCGCGACAAGGCGGCUGAGAAUGCUAGUGCGCAGCAUCAUCACUAUUACAAUGGUGCUCCGCCUCCUACUCCCCAGCACUCGUACAACUCUGCGCUAGAGUGGAAUAAUCCGUAUCAGCAGGGUCAGCAGUUGGGACUUGAGCCUGCGGCUAGUGGACAGUAUGCGGCUGAUAGGGAGGCUUCGCCGGUGAGGAGGCUGCAGUUUCGCUGA
Molecule: messenger RNA, 1452 nt
Organism: Aureobasidium namibiae CBS 147.97
Lineage: Eukaryota; Fungi; Ascomycota; Dothideomycetes; Dothideales; Saccotheciaceae
Exons: 3
Coding region: 1-1452 (483 amino acids)
Biological process (GO): lipid homeostasis; nuclear envelope organization
Cellular component (GO): nuclear envelope; nuclear membrane
Source: RefSeq, a predicted model, not a curated record